Eurytemora carolleeae is the source of this 9822-nucleotide messenger RNA. RefSeq lists its product as uncharacterized. Gene Ontology annotation, molecular function: carbohydrate binding. The transcript has 56 exons. NCBI's taxonomy places the organism in Eukaryota, Metazoa, Arthropoda, Copepoda, Calanoida, Temoridae. Bases 78 to 8672 code for a protein of 2864 amino acids. The record is from RefSeq and is a predicted model, not a curated record.
ACACAUGGCUGUCGGAUCGUAGCUCUACCCCUAAUACCUGUAAGUUAUACAGUGGAGAAAUAACAGCUCUUGAACCAAUGCUCUUUGCUGUUUCGGGCUCAAAGACCUGUGGUUCGAGAACAUGUAAGACUCCUUCAGCUGUUAUUGAUUCACGAUCAACAUCUACAGAUCCUAAAGUCCUGGAUGCUCUUACAGAUUCCGAGUGUGAGGAUACUAAGACAGCAAGUAUAUGGUCAGCAAACCUGAAUACACUUGGAACUGAAGCUUCAUUUGUUUUGGACUAUGGCUGCCCACUGAGGUUUACAGGACUAAAGAUCCAAAACUCACACAAAGGAACCCUGGACUGUUGUGGCACUAAGGAGUUUACACUGCUUGGGUCUAAUGAUAUGAGAACAUUUACAACGCUUGUUGAUGGAACUCUAUCUCCAGCAAAGGGACUGAGCUGCAAUGUUUCUGAAGACAGGUUUACUUUUACUGCAAAGAUGAACUUCCGGUUUCUCAAGUUUCAACCAAAUUCAUUUGAACGGUCUGCAGAUGCCAGCACCCAGAUAACUCUAGCAUCCUUCAAACCAGAAAUAAUGGAGACUCCUGAAGGAUAUUUAACCUGUUCUGCCACAAGACCUAACUCUGCUCAAAAGGAAAACUUGCAAUCCUAUGGUUACUACUUCUCUACUCGGCACUGUGCUGAAAAAUGUCGGCAAAGGGGAAAAUCUUACUUCUCAAUACAGAAUAAGGAUUGCUACUGUAUGGAUAGCUAUUCUAGUACUGAUAUAAUUCCCUUUCAAGAUUGCUCUUCAUCACAAUAUCAGAUUUAUAACUUGACAGCUUUCCCUAUAUCAUCAUCCUGUGCUGAACUAUACUUUAAGCACCAAGUUUUUGGAGGAGACUUAUACAGGAUAAAAUUCAACAAUAACCAAUUUGAUGUGUACUGUGACCUCUCCCAGCCAUCAGGGUCAGUAGGGCAGUCUAAUGAGAAAUUUGCUCAAAGUGCCCUGAUGAUGUCUGACAAGGACUCUAUAGAGAAAGAUAGUUCUAAGUCCAUAAGAGUGACACAGGGGAAAUUAUCUAAUGUGAAACUGUAUGAAUAUCCUGAGCUGGACUAUCCUAGAUCUAGAUUCUCCUGGGAUUUUUCUUAUGGUGAUACAAUAAUAUUUGACCUUAAGCAGAGGUCAGGCAUGAUUUGGGGAAUAUAUUUUAAUAAAACUGAGUUUACCUCCGAUAUUUCAAUGGAAAUUUCUAUUGGAUAUUACAAAGAUGUUCAAUACAGUCACAGUAACCCAGACUGGAUCAGUCCAAGACGAAAAAAUUCUUCGGAGGAAGAAAGAUGGGAAACUACAUUUACACCUGCUAAAAUGGACAGUAAUGGUAUCAUUUACUUUUCUGAUUCUAACGAUCCAAACUAUUUGAUGUCCUUUGUUGCAAGCCGUGUGAGAGUAAAGAAAACUGCAGGACCAGAGAAACUCUUCUUUGAUUUUGUAGGAGGGUUUUAUGAUUAUGAUAAAGCCAAGGUUGGACAGGAUGGAUGGAGCUCUACCUAUAUUGGAGUCUAUGCCCUUACAGAUGACACAUCACCUGAGUAUAAUUAUGCUACCCCUGAGUCGUGUACAUAUCAAUGCAAUGGUGCGGAUCAAAAUGGAAGAGUAUAUUUUGCUGCACGUAGACUGAAAACCAACUACUUUAAGUGCAAAUGUUUAUCUAGAGAUUUAUCAGUUAUUCUUGGAAAUAUUGAUAAACAGACAUCUGAUCCUUCAUUUUCAACAAUCUGUGAUACUGGGCCUAAAGUAGCUUUAGCGGAUGCAAAUACAGCGCUUUUAGAAUACCUGACUACAAGUACAGAUGAACUAAAAACUCCUGAUGUACCUUCUAAUACAACCAUAGUAAACAUAUGCAAUGUUGAUCGUGUCAUAAAUGUUAUUACAGUGUACAUGGCAUAUUUUCUGGGAUUGAACAUUAAUACCAUUGUAAACAGUUAUGUUUAUUCUCCCACUGUUACUUACACAUAUCCUUUGGGAAAUAACACUCAGAUACCUAAUUCACUGACAAACUUCCCAAAUUUGGAACAAGCAUUUUGGACUAUAGUUAAUCAGUAUUCCUCAACAACAGAACCAGGACUGCGUCAAGGUAAAGAUGACUACUGGUGUCCUGAGAUGGGAGAUGUUGUCACUGCGCAUUGUUUAAGACAUGUUCAAAGAUGUGGGCCAGAGAUCCAAAAUAGAAAUUACCACUGUGGCAAUUUGAUUUGGAAAUUCUUCAUGGAGAACUGUUAUCGUACUCUGAAUCAAAGUGUAUCAAACAGACCUAAUGGACCAAAUCAGUUUUGCCUGAAUUCCGACUACACCAACAAUCAAGUAUAUCCUUAUCGUGUGUAUAGAAGAUGGAGCCGAGAGUGCGAUGAAUUAGCUGACUAUAUCUAUACAUAUUCAAAUAGAACUUUAGGUAAUGGUUUUAUGUAUAUAACAACAGCGCCAUCAGAAUUCAGUCGUUAUCAUAGAAUACCUGGAUCUGUACAGCGAUAUGUUUGCAGGAGUGGCUGGGCUCUGGAGAACAGCUCCAAUCCUGCUCAGGAGUUUAGCUGUAUGGGGAACAGAAAAGCUGACUUUGGCACUCCGUCCAUAUGCUUCCCAUUGACCUGUAAGGAGCCACCAAGUCUAACCAGUAAUAAGAUAACUCAUAAUUGGAAUGGAGUCACUAAAAUCUUUGGUAGUGGAAUUCUCUACAGUUGUCCUCCAGGAAAUGCUUUUAAGGGGAAAAAUGGAACCUGGACACCAACAGGGUAUGGGAACUGCACCUACCAACCUGGAGAUACUAUUCAACCCUACUGGGACUUCAAUGAAACCUAUCCAGUAUCGGACUGCAAACCUUAUUGUCUUGACAGAGACCUCCCUUUAACUCCAGUCAGAUCUUCUAAAACAAAUUCUUCAAUGGGGAAUGAAAUAGGUCAAGUAGUGAAGUUCACCUGCCAUGAAGGAUUUGAAUACAUAGAAAAUAUUACUGUAACAACUGAAGUACUGACAACAGGUCAAACAACAGCAACUCCAGUAACAACAGCAGCUCAAGUAACAACAGGAACUCCUACAACAACCGUAGCUCCUACAACAACAGCUGCACCAAUUCUAACCACUUUAUUGCAAGUUUUAACCACAACAACAACAACAACAACAACAACAACAACUACAACUAAUUCCUUAAUUGGCUGUUGUUCCCAAUUAAAGGUGUGGGAAAAAUACGGCAAAGAUGGUGUACCAGAUUUAAUGGAUGCAGAAGUAAGGCCUGACUUAAAUGCCUACACUAAAGUUAAUGAUGACAAACACAGGUUUUACAGAGAGGGAAACUUCUGGAUUUACCAAAAAACGGGAGAAACUGAGCCCAGAGACAAAUCUAGAGAAUAUAAUCCACCUGGAGAUCCUGUACCAACAUGUAUUGACAAAUCCACUGGAUGGGUAUCUGGAACAAACCCAGUAUGUAACGCUGCCGGUCGUAGAAAACGGCAGACCGGAGCAAAUCUUGACCUUGUGCAUGAACGAGAAGUUGAAUGUGUUGAGUGGUUGGGAGGAUCAGACGCUGCUCGCUGGAAAUAUGUUUAUGAAAUUCCUCGAUAUUGUCAUAGAAUCAAUUGCACUAUUGGAGAACUUCCUGACUUAAUCAAUACCAGACCUGAUGUUAAAACUGUUAACUGGGAUAAAACAAGUGUUUACUACGAAAUAUCAAUACCACACCAGUGUAAAGAGUUUGGGAAAGCAUUCCAGCGCGAAAAUGGAUCUUUCUAUCCUACCUUUUACACCACAUGUCAAAGUGAUAAAAAUUGGACAUCAACAUCAAUACCACAUCCAUGCGAGUGGGAAAAAUGUGUUAAUCCUCCUACCCCAGACGAAUCCAGUAACCUGGUUUUAAGAUGGAACAAAAAUUUCCCCCCUUCUCAUAACCAAACUGUAACAUAUAGAUGCAAUGCUGGAGGUUUUAACAAAUUGGAAUCCAACUUCUCUAUAGAUACAUACAAUCUUACUUGUCUCCCAAACAACACUUUUUCAACACCAUCCUGGCCAACAUGUUUAAAUGUAACUUACUGUGAUCCCUUUGCUUUGGAAACAGAUCUCAUUUUAACAAAUUCAGUAGUGAACACAACCUUCAAUCAUACCACAGGAUGGAUCUGUGCCGACAAAAGAUAUUCACCGCAAAAGAUAGGAUCAAACCACACACAAGAUCCUUACCCUGGUUUAUGUGACUGGAACACAAACUUUACUGUAUCUCCAUCAGACUUGGAGUGUAAACUAUUAUAUUGUGUAAAUGGAUCAGAUAUACCAACUGAGCUAAAUUAUGACAAAGUAUUCAUUGAUUCAACUAAUAACAUAUAUGAUGUCUCAGCUCAAGAACGAGUAGCGAUGAGUAGCUACUUAAGAUAUCGUUGCAAACCUAAUUUCUACAUUAAAAAUGACACAGUUAAAAGAUCUUCUGCAUCCAAUUCAGCAAGGGUUUAUUGUGAAGAUGGGUUAUUUAAAUACCCUAACCCAUGGCCUGAAUGUGUUGAUGAUAUAAUAUGCCCAGAUCCAGGAUCAACAAAUGAGCUCAUUAGAACAAAUAAGACUCAAUCUUUUAAUUACACAUACGAUUCUCAGUUUGAGUAUAAAUGCAAGGACUUAAGAAGUUAUGUCAAAACUACAAAUGUAAGUGUACCCGUGGCACCUAGCGUUGUGUCAACAUGCCAAUGGAAACAAACCUAUGAUAUAGAUGGAACAACUCUCAAAUGCGUCAUUCAUCAUUGUGGACAUCCCCAUAUUGGAAAUGGUUCACAUCAAGAACCCCCUCCAGAAAACAACAUUGAACUGGUGGUUACUCAAAAUAUAACAAACAAUUUUGUUUCCUUUGGUUCUACAGUUAUGUACAAAUGUAAAACUGGAAUGUUUAUAGAAAAUAUGGAAAUCGAUCCAACACAGAAUAACAUCACUGUAGAAUGUUUGGAUACUGGAGAAUAUAAUAUCCCCAGUGUUUGGCCUAAAUGUGCUCAAAGUAUACUAUGCCCAGAUCCAGGAUCAACAAAUGAGCUCAUUAGAACAGAUAAGACUCCUCAACCUUUCAACUUUACAUAUAAUUCUCAACUAGAGUAUAAAUGCAAGGAUUUAAGAAGUUAUGUCAAAACUACAAAUGUAAGUGUACCCGUGGCACCUAGCGUUGUGUCAACAUGCCAAUGGAAGAAGACAUAUAACAUAGAUGGAACAACUCUGCAAUGUGUCAUUCACCAUUGUGGACACCCUAAUGUUGGGAAUGGUUCACAUACAGCUCCAUUUCUUGUAAAUAAUUUUAAACUAACUCCAACCGAUAACAUAACAAACAGUUUUGUAUCAUUUGGAACGUUGGUUAUGUAUGAAUGUCUUCCCUCCAUGUUUAUAGAAAAUUCUGAAGUAGAUCCAACUAAAACGAAUUUCACAGUAAAAUGCCUAGACACUGGACUGUAUGAACUACCUUCACAAUGGCCGAAUUGUACCCGAACUAUUAAUUGUGGAGCUCCCCCAUCUAGACCAGAUGGUGGAAAUAUGACAUGGAUUAGGGGUACCCAAAACUCGGACACCUACAAUUCUACAAUACAAUACUUCUGUAAGAAUGGAUCCCAAUUUGAUACAGAUUCAGUGGAGGGUGGGGAUGCUAUCUCAGUUAAUAUAAGGUGUCAGUGGAACAAAAAUUGGUUCCCAUACAAAACAACUCUACCUACUUGUAAGAUAACUCAUUGUAUAACUCCUUUCCCAAUCCCUCCAGAUACAAAACUGAAGGAAAUUACAAGUGCCUGGACACCAAUUAACAAGAAAAAGGAAUAUGAAUGCAGAAAUAAGAGACUAUCAGAUAAUGCACAUACAAUGUACUGGGAGUCAGAUAGGUCAAAAUCUACAUUUUCAAUGGAGUGUAAGCCAGAUGGAACUUAUGAUUUUGUGGACGUAAGAGGAAACUGGCCAACCUGUUUAGUUGAUAUCCAGUGUGAUAUACCUCCAGUUAUACCUACUAAUCCAGAGUAUAUUCUAAAUAAAGAUGAUGGAAGAGUACUUGUGAGGCGCUUUGAAUAUCCUCUUCCUACAACUUCCAUUUCAGAAACUUUAACGUCCGAAGUUAACAACACACUUAUUUCAAGAAAUUUCAAUACAACGCUUGUGUAUAAAUGUGGGUCAGCUAGAAAAUUCAAAAAACCUGAUGGAGGGUUUUAUGAACAAAUGACAAUGACCUGUCAGUGGAACAAGAUUUGGACUCCAUUUCAAAAUAUUUUGGAAUGUGAUUGGGUAGAAUGUCUAAGGCCUCCAGAACCACCAAAGGAAUCUAAUCUAGCAUUGACAAAUUGGUUUGGAGAGACAAUUCCAUUUGGAGGAAAAGCAAAGUAUGUCUGUAAGCGAGGAAUGCUGUUUGAGGAUGAUCCAGCACAGGAAGACGUUGUUUAUACCUGUCAGGAUGGAACAGUUCCUAAUUCAAAGCGAGGUUUCUUCAAUGUUCCGGACACAGACAGUGAUUGGCCCAGAUGCCUUCAAGCUCCUCUCUGUCCUGCUCCCCCUGAAACUCCUGUUGAGGGUGUUCAGGAGUAUCUUCCAGAUGUAUUUGGACUUGAGCCUGAAAAGGGCUGUGGUCUGGAUAAUGAGCCUGUUCCAGUAAAAUGUCACUCAAUAUUUAGUGUCUAUGUUCAGAAUGCCUACAUAGGUAGAUACAAGGAUUCUGGUAGAGAGCUCUGUAAUGGAACUAAAGGCCAAGAUGCUAGCACAAGACAAGAUUGUAUAAAUACAAGCAUUACCAGCAUGUUCCAAAGUAACUGUCAUGGAAAGUUUGAAUGCUCAAUAAAAGCAACUUCAACUGAUUAUGUUACAAACUGUACUACUCCAAAGUUAGAAAUCGGUUUCUCAUACAUUUGUGUUACCUGUUAUCCUUGGCAAGAGCUUUCCUCUGCUAGUACAUGUUUAAGGGACUUAUUGGUCAAAAACUCUUGGGCAACAGAAAAUGAUCUUGUCAAUUCAACUGUUGAUGACCAUAAAAGAAUGAUCUUGUUGAAAUUGUCAAAGAAGCUCAAUAGAACAAUUCAUACUCUGGUGGAUUUAAGUCAGCGGGAAGUCAGGUCUCCAUCAGGAGGGUUGUGUGGUCUUGGUGCAUUAUUAGCAGCUCUACAGGAUACAAUAUUUACACCCUCUCAGUUAACAACACAAACUUAUGAAUCUAUGAGAGAAGUUAUUUUUAUGGAGAUGAAACUGACUCCAGAUCAGUCUGAAGAUGCAGUUUUAUUGAAAAAAUUCUAUAAAUUUGUUUGCAAUGAACUGGGACGACAAAAACGUGACUUGACAAAAGUUCAAGGAAAUAUCAGACAAAAAAGAGAAGUGGAGACAGAAGACCAAAUCCUUAGAAGAUCUUAUGGAUCAAAUCUUAGGUAUGAAUGUGGCUUGGCCAGAAAAUUUCAAGACCCCAAAACUAAGAAAUUAUACAGUGAACGAACAAUAACUUGUAAUUGGAAUGGAACUUGGACACCAGCAGAUACGCUAGAUAAAUGUAUCUGGACUCAUUGUCUUUACCCCCCAAAGCCUCCACCUGAGACAAAUCUGAAGUCAGUCUGGAACGGCAACCCAAUUCCCUUUGGAAAUGCCACUGGAUACUCCUGCGUCAAUAAGGAGCACUUUUUUGAGAUGGAUAAAAAUUUGGGACAAUGGAAUAUAUCCUGCUUAGCAGAUGGGACUUUUACUACACCUUCUGUAUGGCCUGUUUGUGUUAAAAGUAUUAACUGUUCAAGUCCCCCUCCUAAGCCUGAUGCUGGGACAUGGGAAUGGGAUGGAAGUUUAUCAUAUCAGAAUAAAAUCAAGUAUACCUGUGGACCAUAUGGUAAGUUUUGCACUGACAAAACUAACUGUCAAAAAGAGUUGUAUGCUGAAUGUUUGUGGAAUAAAACAUGGAGUCCACCGAUCCUUCCAAACUGUGCAGCCACUGCAUGUCAGGAUAUACCAUUCCCUCCCCGAGAGAUUGGUUUUGUUUACAGUCCUGAUGCUAAGAAUAACAUGACUCUGAUAUCAGAUUAUGGAAUGUAUAAUCCUCCCAUUCCCAUGACAAUCAAUUUUCCUGGUCCCAGUCAAUGUGAUGGGCGCAAAAAGCUUCUAAUUGUUGGCAAAAUACCAGCAAAAAUGAAAAAGGUUCCUGAAAUAAUUUUGCAUGGAGCAAAAGGAGAUGAAGCUCUCCACAUAAUUAUAGACCCAAUGAGAGAAUUUAUCCAACGUUCUGGACAGAUUCAGGGUGUUGUUGAUAUUGUGGAUGGAAAACCAUUUGAAGGAACAACGAUCGACUUUGAUGAACCGUUCAUUUUGAAAAUACGUUGUGACGAUGAUGGUUGGGCAGUACAAGCUAAUGAUGAUCCACCCUAUCCUUACUAUCUGCAUCUGUUUCCUAUGACAGAGGUCAAAUCUUUGGAGAUCAGAGGAGAUGUUCAAUUAAGCUAUGCUGGUUUUGGAGAUGCAAAUCUAUCUCCAGCUCCCCCUGUUGGGUUCAACUUGACCUUUAGAUGUCCAGAAGGUCAAGUGUUUGAUUAUGAUUGGUUUGCCACUCCAUUUGUCAUGUCUACAUGUCAGGAAAAUGGAGCUUUUGAUGCUCCUGAUGAUUGGAGUCAAUAUCAAUGUGUUUGGCCAACAACAACAGAGUGCUUUGAUUGUACAACAACAAGUAAGUAUAUUUGAAUUUUUUUAUCAAAAAAAUUAUGAAUUUUUAUUGAAAUCUUUCAUUGAGGAAAGCAGAAACCUUUAUAGCUCAUAAAGAUAUAUUUCAAAGGUUAUUAAUAAUUUUGAUUAUUAAUAAUUAUGAAAUAUUUCACAAUAGUUCCAAUAAAUACAGUGAUAACCAGAAAACAUUGUAAUACUUGUCCUCUUCUUUUUUCUAUUGAUUAAAAAUUUUACAGAUAAAAUUUAUUUAUAAAUACAUUAGUUGCAAUAAUUGCAAAUUACAAAAUUGUCAUGGACAUUUCUUAAUUAAAAGAAGAACAAAGCUGGCGUUUAAUUCAUAGUUUCCUCUUCUCACUGUAUAAAUAUAUAUCUUGUACAAAACAAGAUUAUUAUGGUAUUUUAAUGAAUGCAUGAAAAAAAUAAUUACGAUCUUAUAAAAUCAGGAUAAUCCAGGUAUUUGUUUAUAGUAUUUUAAUAGUAUUUAACUAAAAUUUUACUUAGAUCCACUAAAACAAUUAUUUGUAUUAAAAUGUACGAAUCUCUGUCAAGAACUGGGUUCAAGUCAAUUUUGCAUAAAUUGGCAAGGAACCCAGAGAACAAAAUUUAACUUGUCAGUUUUGAGAAAUGUUUAUGAACUGUUUUGCUUCAGAAAUGAUAAUUUUCAAGUGACCCUUCUGAUUCACAUUGGUACCCUUGAAACCUUUACAAGAUGAGAUAAUGUAAAAGAACAUUGUCGUUCUUGCAGGUUUAUAAGUGUUUAAUUCUAAUAAUUCCUGAAUGUUUUCCUAAUGUAAAAAUGCGCAGUCACUGUUGUAGCGAAACCAUAAUUAAAAAUUAUCAGUUUUUAGUAUCUAGUUCAUACAUUGAUCAUACAAAGUCUUUAAGAGUACCUUUGCGAUUCGGGCAUUGCGAUUGUUGCAUGAAGGAUCACUUAAAAUUAUAGCGAUUACAGUUCUUUUAAAAAGAUAAUGAACAUAAUACAAUAAUUAUUCUUUUAAGUAACAAAACCAUUACCUCAUUUUGUCUGAUAAACUAUUGCAUAGAAUUCCCCUUUAAUUUCUAUUUUCAGGUUAACAGAAUUAUUUUGUGAAUCGUUGAUUUUAUAUUUUCUUCAGUAAUCUUGGUUUAAAUUGAAUUUCAACUUUUUAAAUCUUUAAAGAUUCAAGAA